Messenger RNA from Toxotes jaculatrix (banded archerfish), 1642 nucleotides. Its product is annotated as tubulin alpha chain-like. Gene Ontology annotation, cellular component: cytoplasm; microtubule. The record is from RefSeq and is a predicted model, not a curated record. The coding region runs from base 105 to 1454 and encodes 449 amino acids. The transcript is spliced from 4 exons. Gene Ontology annotation, biological process: mitotic cell cycle; microtubule cytoskeleton organization. Gene Ontology annotation, molecular function: structural constituent of cytoskeleton; GTP binding. Lineage: Eukaryota; Metazoa; Chordata; Actinopteri; Toxotidae.
CCCUAGUGAAAGCAUAAAUACCUCCAGCGUCUCUUCCGGUCCUCAUUACUACCUUCAGCAACCGGUACUUCACGUCGGCGAGAAGGAGAAAAACAAUCAGAAAAAUGCGUGAGUGUAUUUCUAUACAUGUCGGCCAGGCUGGCACCCAGAUGGGCAAUGCAUGCUGGGAACUGUACUGCCUGGAGCACGGCAUCCAGCCGGACGGUCAGAUGCCCAGCGACAAGACCAUCGGAGGAGGAGACGACUCCUUCAACACCUUCUUCAGUGAGACUGGAGCUGGCAAACAUGUUCCCAGAGCUGUGUUUGUGGACUUGGAGCCGACAGUCAUAGAUGAGGUCCGUACAGGCACCUACCGCCAGCUCUUCCAUCCCGAGCAGCUGAUCACUGGAAAGGAAGAUGCAGCAAACAACUAUGCUCGUGGUCACUACACAGUUGGCAAGGAGAUCAUCGACCUGGUUCUGGACAGGACUCGUAAACUGGCUGACCAGUGCACCGGGCUCCAAGGUUUCCUCAUCUUCCACUCCUUUGGAGGAGGAACCGGCUCUGGCUUCACCUCUCUGCUGAUGGAGCGUCUCUCUGUGGACUACGGCAAAAAGUCCAAGCUGGAGUUUGCAGUUUACCCAGCCCCCCAGGUGUCCACAGCCGUGGUGGAGCCCUACAACUCCAUCCUGACCACCCACACCACCCUGGAGCACUCUGACUGCGCCUUCAUGGUGGACAACGAGGCCAUCUAUGACAUCUGCCGCAGGAACCUGGACAUCGAGCGUCCCACCUACACCAACCUCAACAGGCUGAUCGGACAGAUCGUCUCCUCCAUCACCGCCUCCCUGCGCUUCGACGGUGCUUUGAACGUGGACCUGACGGAGUUCCAGACCAACCUGGUGCCCUACCCUCGUAUCCACUUCCCUCUGGCCACCUACGCCCCGGUGAUCUCAGCAGAGAAAGCCUAUCAUGAGCAGCUCUCUGUGGCUGACAUCACCAACGCCUGCUUCGAGCCAGCCAAUCAGAUGGUGAAAUGCGACCCUCGUCACGGCAAGUACAUGGCUUGCUGCCUCCUGUACCGUGGAGACGUGGUUCCCAAAGAUGUCAACUCUGCCAUCGCCACCAUCAAGACAAAGCGCACCAUCCAGUUUGUGGACUGGUGUCCCACAGGCUUCAAGGUGGGCAUCAACUACCAGCCUCCCACUGUGGUUCCUGGAGGAGACCUGGCCAAGGUGCAGAGGGCCGUGUGCAUGCUGAGCAACACCACCGCCAUCGCCGAGGCCUGGGCUCGACUGGACCACAAGUUCGACCUCAUGUACGCCAAGAGGGCCUUCGUCCACUGGUACGUCGGAGAGGGAAUGGAGGAGGGAGAGUUCUCAGAGGCCAGAGAGGACAUGGCCGCUCUGGAGAAGGAUUAUGAAGAGGUGGGAACCGACAGCAUCGGGGAGGAGGAUGAAGGCGAGGAAUACUAGAUCACUGAAACAUCUGCUGCUUGCUGCGGCUCCAUCAGUCCACCAAUCACAGAAAGAAAAGCAAAACACCAAAAAGUUUAACUCUUGAGCAAUCUGGACUUAUUCCUUUAAAUUCUGCACAUUCCAGUGAGCUACAUGUGUGCUGCCUCAUUUUUAUUCAUCCAGAAUAAUAAAGAACAUGAAAGCCA